AGCUAGGUCACUGAGAAGUCUUUCAUAGACUAGGGUUUUUGAACAAGAUGAAGGAAUUACAUGGUGCAAUGAGGGGAUCAUGUGACACAUUUGUGGUGAUGGGAAACUGCACAUCACAUGGGGGAGUGGUAUUUGGGAAAAACUCAGAUCGGCCUCGGGAUGAAGUCCAGGAGAUCGUCUACGUCCCUGGUCAGGAUCACCAAGAGAGCACAGUUCAGUGUACGUACAUCGAGAUCGAGCAGGCGAAAUGGACUCAUGGGGUGAUACUGAGCAAGCCAGCAUGGAUGUGGGGAGCCGAAAUGGGAGCCAACGACAAGAACGUCUGCAUCGGAAAUGAAGCCGUCUGGACUAAGGCCAUGGACUCACAUGAGGACUCAAAGGAAAAACUCCUUGGGAUGGAUCUUGUGCGCUUGGGUUUGGAGAGAGGAGGAACAGCCAAAGAAGCCCUAGAUGUCAUCGUGGGUUUGCUCGAGAAAUACGGGCAAGGCGGUCCGUGUUCGGACUCCGAUCCGGACUUCACCUAUCAUAACAGCUUCCUCAUUGCUGACCCUAAAGAGGCUUGGGUUUUGGAAACUGCUGGGCCACUCUGGGCUGCCUUGAAAAUCACUGGUGGAGUGUACAACAUCUCGAACCAGCUGUCGAUCCGGACAGAAAUCACGCUGAGCUCCCCCCACCUCCAGGAAAUAGCUAAAGAGAAAGGUUGGUGGAAUGGAAAUGGAGAAUUCAAUUUUGCUGAAGCAUUGGAUUCUGGUGGAGGAGCUGCCUGCAUCCGUGAGACCUCUGGUCGUCGACUUCUCACAACCCUCUCCAAGGAUCGGGCUUUCGAGGUUGAUCACAUGAUGGAAGUGUUGAGGAAUACGGAAUCUGGGAUAGCCCGGGAUUCUAGCCACUCUCAUCCAACUGCUUCCAGUCAGGUCUCUGAAUUGCGUGGGGAAGGAAUGAAGGGACCCAGCUGCCACUGGUUCACAGGCACCCCUGAUCCCAUCAGAUCCGUAUUCAAGCCUUUUGUCUUCGUCCCAGAUGUAUGUAUAUCCACUCAUCUUCAGAGUCCUGUGUUUCCUCCUCAUGAGGAUCCAGCUAAGAUGAAGCCACGGUUCCGGAAGGAGGUGGAUCGACGACACCACUUGUACCGUCUCCACGAAAAGGCAUGGAUGGGGAACAACAAGGAUCACCUGUCCACAUUGAAAGACCUGGAAAGCAAAUGCAUAGCAGAGAUGAAAGCAUUUCUUGCCGAUUAUUCACCCGAGCGAGAUGCAGAACUCAAGGACCUCCUCGUAGAUGUUGUCCUCUCCGAGAUGAAGUUCUACCCGACUCAGAGUCACAUCUAGAUUCAGUACUCUACUGCACGAUGGAUCUACCCUUGAGUUCAGUCUGGUCUGGUCUGCCUCACACCUCACCUUAGCACUUUACCCCUGUUUUUGCCCAGUGCUGGUUGUUUGAUCAUCACCAUGCCUGAUGUUGUUCCAAAGAUCAUUUUAGAAAGAUUAGGCUUACACGCCUGUGAUGAUAUCUUUUAGGGCUCCAUCAUUUGGUUGCUCCUAUUUACUCUCUCUGGUG
Molecule: messenger RNA, 1557 nt
Organism: Darwinula stevensoni
Lineage: Eukaryota; Metazoa; Arthropoda; Ostracoda; Podocopida; Darwinulidae
Source: the annotation of a GenBank genome assembly